This is a messenger RNA of Cryptomeria japonica (Japanese cedar), 722 nucleotides long. RefSeq lists its product as uncharacterized. The transcript has 2 exons. The coding region runs from base 154 to 585 and encodes 143 amino acids. Lineage: Eukaryota; Viridiplantae; Streptophyta; Pinopsida; Cupressales; Cupressaceae. The record is from RefSeq and is a predicted model, not a curated record.
UUCCAUCUCCACACGCAUAUUUCUAUAACACAAAACUCUUCCAAAACUGGAUUUCACAAAAGAUAAGUGAUUCAAACUGAGUUACAAGUGAUUUAUUUGUUCAGAGUUAGAUUAACACUGAGAGGAUUAAGUUAGAGAAAGCAUCCAGAAGAGAUGGAAGCCCAACCAAGGAAAAGAAAGUCUUCAAAGCCACCUUCAGUACCCACAUUUACAGCUUCUGGAAAAAGACGAGGACGUCCUCCAAAAGUGAAGGUUGGAGCAUGUGAAGGUGGUGAGAGUAAUAGUAAUUUAAGCAGUGGAGUUGAAAGGGAAAGGGAAAGGGAAAGGGAAAAAGUUGAAGAAAAAAGAAAGUCGGCAUCAAUAUCAGCGGAUAUGAUGAGAUGGUUUAUGGCUCCUCCAUCUCCUCUUACACUCAUUGCAAAUAUGGCAUAUGAAGAUUUGAGGGCAAUGGAAAUGGAAACAGGGCAUAUGACGGAAACAUUCAUUCCUCAACAAAUGCCGAUGCACUUAACAGAAACUUGGAUUCCUCAUCAACACCCCUUUGAUGAGCUCCUCUACCUGUUUGAAGCUAAUGCAUCAUGGUAGUUCAAUACUUAAUUCAAAACAGACACACAUUUUUUUGCUCGGUUAAACAGACAGACAUGUGUAUAUGUGCUUUUCGUUUGAACAUUUUAAUUUUAUUUUAGAAAUAUAGUUCAAAUUUAAAUAUGUUUUAACUUUUA